AUGUCGCCAGCUGAAGCCAUGGAAGCCAUAAGUGCGGAAAGAGGCGAUACCCAGGGACAAUACGGCAACCGGGAAUUUCAUAUGUCUGUCGAGGUUGAUCCCUGGUUUCUGUUAGAGAGUGGGAACUCCAGAUAUUUAGAGCGUUUCGGCUUGGCAUGUGUGGACGCAUCUGCAGGGAGAGGUAACGUGUGUUUCAAGGUGCGUAUGCGAGCGUCGGCGUGA
Molecule: messenger RNA, 222 nt
Organism: Sphaeroforma arctica JP610
Lineage: Eukaryota; Ichthyosporea; Ichthyophonida
Exons: 1
Coding region: 1-222 (73 amino acids)
Source: RefSeq, a predicted model, not a curated record